Messenger RNA from Liolophura sinensis, 2097 nucleotides. Its product is annotated as receptor-type tyrosine-protein phosphatase alpha-like. NCBI's taxonomy places the organism in Eukaryota, Metazoa, Mollusca, Polyplacophora, Chitonida, Chitonidae. Gene Ontology annotation, biological process: protein dephosphorylation. The transcript is spliced from 17 exons. Bases 1 to 2097 code for a protein of 698 amino acids. Gene Ontology annotation, molecular function: protein tyrosine phosphatase activity. The record is from RefSeq and is a predicted model, not a curated record.
AUGACCACGCUCGCGUCACUCCUGCUGACCCUGGUAGUUCUGACGUCAAUUCCGGUUUGCUACGGGCAAGACUGUAACUCGACAAGCACUAAAUGUGGAGAUGAAUGUCACUGCGUGAACAGGACGAUGUGUGGAACAGCAGGCUUUUGUGAGGGAGGCUGUCAGGACGGAUGGACAAGCAGUGUCUGUCAGACAAAACCGUGUCUGGAUGGUAAAUACGGAGACAGAUGUCAGAACACCUGUAGUUGUGCGAACAGACAAACAACCCUCUGUGACAAGGCAACUGGGACAUGCACAGGACAGUGUAAUCCGGGCUAUACUGGUGAAGACUGUCAAACAAAAGAACCGUGUCCGGAUGGUAAAUACGGAGACAGAUGUCAGAACACCUGUAGCUGUGCGAACAGACAAACAACCAUCUGUGACAAGGCAACUGGGACAUGCACAGGACAGUGUAAUCCGGGGUAUACUGGUCAAAACUGUCAAACAAAAGCAACUGGAGCCACAGACAUGAGCACUGCAGCUUUAUCCUCGUCCACGACUGGGGCCAUUGUGGGAGGAGUACUGGGUUUCGUUGUUAUUCUCGCCCUUGUUGUUGUUGUUGUGAUAUUCCUGAGGCGAAGACGGAGGUCUGCGCGAAGGAACUCGGAAUCUGAUUCUGACAAUAUCGUCAACAGGCCAAUCAUCGUAACUGACAGUCUCAAGGUUUCAAAUAAAAGGGGCAGUCAUGCCACGAAUUCGGUCAUGUUAACCAAGGUCAUUGGUAUAAAUGAACUGGUGACAAUUGUCGGCUAUUGUGACGCGGAUCCAGAAGCCCUGGCGGAUGAAUUUGAGAAUUUACCUGGAGGUGUGUCGAAGAAGUCAGAGACAGCAUUCUUACCCCAACACGCGCACAAAUGCCGGUACAAAGGAAUGGUUCCAUAUGACCACUCUCGCGUUGUCUUGGAGCCACGUGACAGCGAUCCCUAUUCGGAUUUCAUCAAUGCCAGUUACAUUGAUAUCAAAUGUGACCAGUACUGGCCGGAGUCAGGUAGCACCGUUUACGGCCACGUCACUGUGGAACUUCUGGCCACACACCAGUUUGAGGACUUCUGUGUGCGCACCCUGACUGUUCGAGCGGACGGCAAGGUGCGGACGCUCAAACAGUUCCACUUUACCCACUGGGGUGAUCAUGAUGCCCCGUCUGAGACCACGGGUGUAAUUUCCUUACUGACUCGGGUACAGGAGGCCAAGGAUGAGGGAAAGGGACCCAUUGUCGUCCACUGCAGCGCUGGGGUGGGCCGGACAGGCACGUAUAUCGCCCUUGACAUUUUACUGGAGCAAGCUCGGGCCGAGAAUCAAGUUGACAUUCCCAAGUAUGUGACACGGAUCCGGUCACAGAGGGCAAAUAUGAUCCAGACUCAGGGUCAGUUUACCUUCCUUCACCGUGUACUCCUUGAUGCCUGGGUUGGAGCUGACAGCAUUGUCACAACCCCGGAGUUUGCGCAGCAAUCCACAUCUUACUUCCGGCCUGUCCCGCCUAACAAUGUACCCAAGAUCCAGUCAGAAUUUGAGGCACUGGAGGUACUACAGAAUAAGCCGAGCUCUGAGGCUUUCAAGGCGGCGUGUACAGAGAAGAACAUCUCUAAGAACAGAGAUCCCGACCAUCUGCCGCCCGACAUAAGCCGUACAUUCCUGUCAACGUACAUCCCCGGGAGAACAGACUAUAUCAACGCCGUUUAUCUACGGGGUUACGAGAACAAGUUCGCCUACAUCUCCACUCAGAUGCCUUUACCGGACACUAUCAUUGACUUUUGGAGGCUUGUUCUCGAACAGAGGUCGUCAACGAUCAUAAUGCUGAAUACAGGACAAAACGAGCUGAUGAUAGGUUCUGCCCAGCUGAUGAGCGGUUCUGUCCAGCUGAUGAGAGGUUCUGUCCAGCUGAUGAGAGGUUCUGCCCAGCUGAUGAGUGGUUCUGUCCAGCUGAUGAGUGGUUCUGUCCAGCUGAUUAGUGGUUCUGUUCAGCUCAUGAGCGAUUCUGUGCGGCUGAUGAGUGGUUCUGUCUGUCCAGCUGAUGAGGGGUUCUGCACAGCUGAUGAGUGGUUCUGUCCAGCUGAUUAG